AUGGAUAAUAUCGAUAAACAACAUCUAGGCGCGGCAGGGGUAUCCUUCCCUGCCGGCCUUGACGACUUCCGCGCCGCUAGGGAUCGGUGCGCUCACGCCUGUAGACGCUUCAACAGCAUGCCUGAAGAUGCUACACCAGAUGUUCGAACAAGCCUCUUUCUCGACAUCAUCCGACCGGCUCGGAACAGGAAAGAAGAUGGCGCUAUUACCCAUGACAUGACUUUCCGCGACCCAACCCUCAAGGCUCUUACUCCCUUUGUCAAGCCCCCAUUUUUCGUCGACUAUGGGUUGCGUCUUCGGGUAGGAGGCUCGACCUUCAUUAACCGGGGCUGUUUCAUUAUGGACACGCCCGUGGCCGACGUCACGAUUGGUGAGAACUGCAACAUUGGACCUCACUGUACGCUAGUAAGCGUCGGCCACCCAAUUCACCCAGAGGCUCGGGAAUCGCAAAGGAGCAGCAUUGGAAAGCCCAUCACCAUCGGCAAUGGCGUGUGGAUCGGAGCCAACGUUACCAUCUUAGGCGGCGUAACCAUUGGCGACGGAGCCGUCAUCGGCGCCGGUUCCGUAGUAACCAAAUCCGUGCCACCACUCCACCUCGCCAUCGGCGUUCCCGCCCGCUUCCGCCCCCUCGCCGAAGUCCCCCGCAAACUCGACGCCGGCUCAACCGUCGAUUCCCUCAAGGAGGCUCUUGCCUGUGGUCGCUCCUCCUUGUCUUCCUCACCGCUCAGCUCACAACAACAACAACAACAACAACAGCCAUCUUUCAAUACUACUGCGGGCAGCUACCACCACCACUAUCAACAACAACAACAACAACAACAACAACAACAACAACAACAACAAAACCGACUAUUAACCCAAAGCCAAGCCGAAGAACUCGACCGCCUCGCCAAGUUGUGCGUCAACCCGGCCCUCAUGCGCGCCGCCACCAACGAAUCCCACUAUCACUUCUCCAGCCACCAGUCCAUGCUUACCGAGCUCCGCUACACCGCCGGCGCACAGCAGCUCAAGCUCCGCAAGACCGAAACGAUUAGUCCGAGCGAUAUGCCUCGUGUGGACAUGACGCAGUUUGCUGCGUGGCAGUCUCACUCAUCAUCAUCAUCACAACAGUGCAGCAGCAGCAGCAGCAGCAACGGUGUUGGCGGCUCAUCAAAGGAAGCUGGUGGUGGUUCUUCUUCAUCAGUGCAUGGAGGAGCGGGAAGGGAAAGGAGGGUGUCGAGGAUCGUGAGGGCCGAGUUGACGGCCAUUGCGACGGUUACGGUGGUGGCGCUGCUGCUGAUUGUCGGCAUCUUCUUUGCGGGCGUGCUGUUGGGGGCCAAGAGGAUCACGAUUGUGGUGGAUGCGGUGGCGCCGGAGGAGUUGAGGAAGUUUGGUGGUGGUGGUGGUGGAGGAGUGGGAGGGGUGAAUUUGGUGAGGGGGCUGUAAUGCAAGUUCGUGCGGUCUCCCCGAGGAGGGAUCCUUGGGUCUUCCAAGUCAAGUCCGGGAGACUCGGGGCAGCAAGAGGUUGGUUGGUUGGUCGCAUUCUGAGGCGUUUGUUUGAUUUCUUUUCUUUUGGUCAUGCUUUUUUUUUUUUUUUUUUCACAGCGUGGGUUACUGGUUGGAUAUACCCAUUGGUUGGUUAAGGUCGGAGAUGGAAACGCGCGAGAUGGCGGCAUCCAAGGGCGGGUGUUGGGUUUCCCCAUUUUAUUUGCGUCCUGUGUCGUGUGGCUGGGGUGUAGAUGCAUUGUCAUUUGGUGUUUUCGGUUCUUCCUUUUUUUCCUUUUUUUUUUUUUCCAUCCUGGCUCCUGUCUCAUACUCACAUUUUGUCCCCUUCAGUCACUCCUUUCUUUUUGUCUUACUACACUUGUUCUAAUAUCUGGGGUCACCUUAUACAUCACAUCAUCUGUAAUAUCGUCGGGCGAGGAAUGUCGGAAAGGGAGAGAGAGAGGUCUGGAAUGGGAGGGAGGGGGCCGAGAGCGAAAAGUCAGGGAGCCAACAGGUUUUGGUGUCCAUACGACGACGGUGGCGGCGGCGACAGGCGGGACGGGACGGACGGACGGACGGACGGAGUUCUAUGGCAUCGACAUGGGGCCUCCAACAAAUGCUGCUGAGCGGCAAAAGCAACAACGAAACAUGGAAGGGAGGGAGGGACAACAACAUGGACAGGCGUCGAAUCAUCGUUUUUGGAAAAGAAUCUUAUACCCCCUCAUGGCAAAUGGGCAACUGGAUUGCUGUUUUUUUUUGCCUACACGUGUGCUAUCACGUGUGUAUUGAUUACUUUAUAGGAUAUAUGUACUUUUAGUCUUAAUCAC
This is a messenger RNA of Neurospora crassa OR74A, 2291 nucleotides long. Its product is annotated as carbohydrate O-acetyltransferase. The transcript is spliced from 3 exons. NCBI's taxonomy places the organism in Eukaryota, Fungi, Ascomycota, Sordariomycetes, Sordariales, Sordariaceae. Bases 1 to 1425 code for a protein of 474 amino acids. The record is from RefSeq and is a predicted model, not a curated record.